Messenger RNA from Liolophura sinensis, 8686 nucleotides. RefSeq lists its product as uncharacterized. The transcript is spliced from 24 exons. The record is from RefSeq and is a predicted model, not a curated record. Bases 152 to 7900 code for a protein of 2582 amino acids. Lineage: Eukaryota; Metazoa; Mollusca; Polyplacophora; Chitonida; Chitonidae. Gene Ontology annotation, molecular function: double-stranded RNA binding.
AUCUGUCGCCCAUGUUGGCUCGUUGAUGAGCGUCGGAACAACAUCAGUUGAUAUUGUCAGCAGCGUAAAGAGUCAGAAUUAAUGUAGAAAUCAAGUACUUAAUAGGCUGGGAAAUGAAACAUUUGUGGUCUCAAAAAAAAGAGGUGGUAUAAUGGCGAGUACAGACACAGCAGAGACAGAGGAUAUUGAUGCGGUUGAAGAUGAUGAUGAUGAUGAUGAUGGUGAUAUAUCAGGAAUUGGAGACCUGGAGGGGUUUGAGAUUGUGGAUGAGGUGGAGGGAGAUGAUGUACCUACGGAUCAGGACAAUGAAAAUAGGACUUCAGUGGAGAUUGCUGAUACCAUUGACGAGGAACUGUCUGCUGAAUCUGCUGUUCAAAAGUCACUUCCUGAGCCUCAUUUGUCUGAAACAAGUUCCAGUACAGGAACAGAAGGAAGUGGUGGAAGUGAUUCAGGUGGAAGCACAACAUCUGGAACUCUGCAAACAACAAUAGGAUCUACAGUUUCAACACCAGCAUCUCCAUCUGUAGGAAAGAAAACCCCUUCUGUAGCAAAGGCAACUCCAAAGGCUGUGAAGAAAACUCCUGUUGUGAAAAAAACAACAGUGGUAAUAAAGAAAAAAAAGGGGACUCAAGCAGCUAAGACCCCACAGGUUACAAAGACUACUGUAGUAACUGUAAAGAGCACAGUUGGUGGAAAGGCAACUCUAGUAGGUGUGAAGGCAACUCCAGUAGGUGUGAAGGUAACUCCAGUAGGUGUGAAGGUAACUCCAGUAGGUGUGAAGGCAACACCAAAAUGUGUGAAAUCCACUCCCACAGCUGCUGACGCCACCCCUACAUCUGCAGAGACACCACCUACGACUGCCAAGGCAACACCUGGAGCUGCAAAGACAACACCUGGAGCUGCAAAGACAACACCCACAUCUGUAAAAACAACACCCACAUCUGUAAAAACAACUCCCACAGCUGUAAAAACAACUCCUACAGCUACAAAAACAGCUACAGCUGCAAAGACAACACCUGCAGCAGUGAAGACAACACCCACAUCAGUAAAAUCCACUCCCACAGCUAUAAAAGCAGCCACAGCUGCAAAGACAGCUGCUACACCAGCACCUGCAAAGACAACACCCACAUCUGUAAAGACAACUCCCACAAUUACAAAAACAGCAACAGUUGCAAAGACGUCAGUAGCUGCAAAGACAACACCCACAGCUGUAAAGGUAAUUCCCAAAGCUGCAAGGACUACUGCCACCACAGCAAAGGCAACCCCUGCAGCUGGAAAGGCAACUGCCACAGCAGCAAAAACAACACCUAUAGCGACAAUGACAACACCUGCUGCUACAAAGACAGCACCUAAGGCUGCAAAGACAACGCCUGUAACUGCAAAAAAUUUAUCUGCAGCAGUUAAGACAACACCUGUAGCUGCAAAAAAUACACUUGUAGCUGUUAAGACAACACCUGCAAAAAAUACACAUGCUACAAUGACAACACCUACAGCCCCAAAGACAACACCUGCAGCUACUAAAACAACACCUGUAGCAACAGACACAAUGCCUGUAGUAGUUAUGAAGACGACACCUGUAACUGUUAAAGCGACACCUUCAAUUACCAAGGCAGCUGAAAAGAAACCCCCCAAAACUGCAGAAACAACACCUGAAACUGUGAUGACAACUUUGACAGCUAUAAAGUUAACACCAUUGUCUGUAAAGACAACACCUGUAUGUGUAAAGACAACACCUGCAGCUGUGGGGAAAACCGUGAAGUCUGCAGAAGCAACACCAGCAGCUGAAAAGAUGCCCUUUGGAGCAUCACAGGCAACCUCUGCAGCCACAAAGACAACACAAACACAAUCAGUGGGUACAAAGACAUCCAUCACAGCUACAAAAGCACACCCUGCAACUGCAAAGACAUUUCCCACAGCUGCAAAGAAAAUACCCAUAGUUGCAAGGAAAACUCCCAUAUCUGUAAAAAAAUCUCCCAUAGCUGCAAAGAAAACUCUGCUGAUGGCAAAAACAACCCCCAUGUCUCAUGUGGCAACCCCUCAGACAGUUAGCACAACACCAGAAGCUGUGAAAACGACCACUGCAACUUCCAAGGAACCCUUUAUUGAUGCUGACAUGACUCCUGCAGCUGUGGAAUCAAUGAGUGCAUAUACAACUCUUGUAACCACAAAACCAUCUCCUGUGCCUACAAAAGCAACUACUGUAGCUGCCAAGAUACCUCCUACAACAGCAAUUCCUGCAGCAACCAGUACAACAAGUGCAGGAGCAAACACAACAACAGCAAAGGCUAUCUCUUUAUCUGAUCCAAAACUUACAGAUUCAAAAAAUACUACUGCAAACCCAGCUCUUCCAAGUGAAGGCGUCAUCCCUGCUGAAGUUAACGCAAGUGCAGAGAUAAUGUCUGUGUCAGAUGAUACACUUAGUGGUUCAGUGAAGGUGGUGGAAACGUCUACUAAGGUAACACCCUCAGUGACUAAAUCAACCAACCUGGGGCCCUCAAAUGCCUCAAAGGCCAUGUCUGCUGCAAUGAGUACUGUUACAAAGAGGGUCACUGUAGCACUCACAAGACUGCAGACUCCUGCAGUGAUAAAGGCAAAUCUAGCUGUCAAAGGAACAAAUUUGCCAACACAAAAGCACACACCCUUGGCUGCAAAACCAGCUCAGGCCAGCACAGCACAUGUAACUGCUACACCUUCAUCUAACACAUGUGCAACCAGGAUGGAUAAUCUUUCCCAAAACAUUGAGUCUGUUGAUUCCUCUAAGAUGCCAUUGCAAACUCCUGUGUCAGAAGAGUCAAGUUCUGAUGAAGUUGUAACAAAGACACCUGCAUCAGAUAAAUCUGUGCCAAAAUGUGUGCUGGUAAAGAAAGUUCUAAAACCAGGCACCAACACCCUUUCUGUAAAAUCUCAAUCCACUGGUGACUUGAGUGCUAAAGCAGAGAGCACUGUUGUGCAGAAGACCGUUUCCACUCAGUCUGUACCAGCAGCUGUGUCUAAUUCUUCCCCUGUGGAAAAAUCUAAGGCUGUUAAGAAAUCUUUUGUGAAACCAACAACGGUGCCUGUGAAGGUGAUGAAAGGCACUGGGCAGUCACAGCCAAGUUCUGUUAAGGUGGUUCCUGUUGCUCGGAAGCAAACGUCCCCGAGACCAACUGCUAAGACCCCAGUUGGCAAGUCAGUUGGUGGGAUGCCCCUCCAGGAAACAACUGUGAAGACCAGCCCAGUCAUGAAGAGUCCUGGCUCAAAGACAAUAGUGACCAAGAGGACAGUUCAGCAUCAGUCUAGAGAAACCAUGACAGAGACUGGGCAGGGCCAACCUGUUGGUACACAGACCCCAGAGCACAUGCUACAGAUUACAGCAUCUGAAAUGGAAGGUGAAACCUCUGCAGCUCGCUGGGUAGCAGAAAGGGUUGCAGGAAAGCAAGAACGACAGUUGAUCAAUCGGUUGAAGACGGUGAUGUUACAUCCUGUUCAGGUAGAGGAUCUGUCUGAUCCUGCCCUUCAGCCAUUCAUCCUCAAUUGUCACUGCCUCAGUGCACGCUUCCUCAGUUCCCAGAAGGGAGUCCAGAAGAAAGGGCACCUGGAGAUUCGUUAUUUCACAGAGGCAGAUGCCAUUAAAUAUGUGGAGGACAUGAAGGGGCUGAAGUUGGCCAGUGGCAAAUAUCUCACUGCUAAAAUUCUGGGACAGUGUGGACCCUGGGAUGGUACACUUGAUGACUGGCAGAGAAAAAAUAUAGCACAACAAGAAGGACUAGCAGAGGCCCGGUGCGUGUUUGUACACAACCUUCCUACAGACACCCAAGAGGAUAUGCUGAAACUGCUCUACCCUGAGGUUGUCAAUAUCUCCCUGCACCUUCCUAAAGAGGAGGACAAGAAGUCUACGGGGCAUGCUGUACUGGAAUUUCUCACACCUGAAGAUGCAGAAGAAGUAACUAAUAACAGUAAGAAGUACGAAACUAAGAUUGCUGGAAAUACAGUCACUCUGACCCUCAUCUUGAAGAGAAGUCUCAAGCCUGAAGCUGCUGAGAGCUCGUCAGAGAAGAGUCCAGUGAAGAAAGCUGGGAAUAAACAUACAGUAGAUGCAAGAGAAGAUUCCUCAUACGUGUCACCAAAGAAAAAGGCCAAGUCUGAAACAGACAAAGAUGAGAUACGCUACAAGGGUGGAGACAUUCGACAGUUUUUAUUGCACUGGUGUUAUGCACGUGACGUGGUACCCCAAUACUCAUUCAAGUCAUGGGGCCCUUCCCAUAGGCUGCGGUUUAGAUGUGAGGCCAAGGUGGCAAAGGUUGACUUUGUGGCCAGAGGCACAGGCACAUCUAAGAAAAAUGCCCAGUACAAGUGUGCAUAUGACUUUGUGAAAUAUCUAGUUCGAGAAGGAAAGCUUAAAGAGUCCAGCAUCAAGAGGUGUGAAGAGGAACUUGUCAACCUUGGGCUGAUUCCUGCUCCUUCUUUAGCCAGGGCCAAAGACAAACAACAUCGUGAGGACAACUCCCACAAGCAGACCGCUGGUCUCUCCAAGACACCAGAGAAAGGUGACAAGAAGGAGGAGAAAGGUCGUAUAAGGAGUAGUUCACUGGAAAAAAGAAGAUCCAAGGAACCAGACAGACAAUCCAGAGAACCCAAAAGACAGCAUAAUACUGCUGAGAGAGCCAGCCAGCACACCCUGCGAACCACAAGUAGCCUCAGUCCACCUAGAAUGUGCAAGGAAAGCACUGGGGAGGAAGAUCUGAACAUACAAGCUCUGAAAAGUGAGAUAACGAAACAGCUGGCAGAGUUGCAAGAGGGACGUGUUUCUGAUCCUGACAAGUUGACAGAACUGGCAGAGAAGCUGCAAUCUGUGAGUGAAGCCAAGCAGAAGGGACAGCAUGAGCCAGCAGAGGGGCGAGAUCAGUACUCAGUUCCAGUGGGGCUUAAAGAAGACCACAGCAAAGACACUGGCAACCACAGAGCAGAAAGGAAAGUCCAUGCCUUCGUCCAAAAGCAGGAUAAAACUGAUCAGAGGAGAGAUGGAGUGGAACACAGGAGAGAUACACCAGACCAGAGGAGAGAUACACCAGACCAUAGGAAAGAUACACCAGACCAGAGGAGAGAUACACCAGACCGGAGGAAAGAUACACCAGACCAUAGAAGAGAUCUACUUGAACACAGGAAAGAUACACCAGACAACAGAAAAGAUAUACCAGACAACAAAAGAGAUGCCUUAGAUCGGAAGAGAAAUAUUCCAGACCACAGAAGAGUUACACCAGAAAAAAAGAGAGAUACCGUAGACCAUAGGAGGGAUACACCAGGUCACAGGAGAGAUGCGUCAGACCAUAGCAUGCCAGCAUCAGACAGGAGGAGACAUACACCAGAGAGAAACAGAGCUUCAUCUGAUAUAAGUAGACAGGUGCUUGGGAGAAAGGCUGCCACACCUGAAAAGAAAAAUGGGCUUAGCAGGAAAGGGGACAUGCGAGGAAAAAAUUGGGAUUUUGACAGAAAUAAAAAAGUUUCAGUUACAGACAUAUCUGGAAGAAAGAGAAACACACCAAGCCAUGAAAACAACUCCCCAGACAGAAAGGGAGAUGAGUACUAUGAUCCUUUUGCCAUGACAAGCAUAAAGAAAGCGCGUGUUGAAUCUCCAACCAGAGAAUCCAGAGAAAUGUCACAUCUCCUGCAUUUGGCUGAUAUGGUGAGGCAAAAUUUUGGUACAGAGCUGGCACAAAACACUGUUCCUCAAGGGAUGGCAGCUAUGAAUAAACAAGAUUUCAACAGAGAUACAGCCAAAAGCUCUUUUCCUGCACAGGUGACAAGUAGAGACCAGAAAGAUUUCAACAGAGAUACAGUCAAAAGCUCUUUUCCUGCAAAGGUGACAAGUAGGGACCAGGAAGAUUUUAACAGGAGUAUGGCACAAACCAGUUUUCCACAGCAGGUGUCCAUUUUAGGGCAGCAGGAUUUCAAUCAAGGUGUGCCUCAAAAUACCUUUUCACAGCAGAUGGCAAAUAUUUACCAGAAAGAGUUCAGUACAAAUGUGGCUCAAGGUACCUGUGCUGAACAGAUAAUGGGUAUGGGCAAGCCAGAAUUUAGCAGAAAUCUGGCUCAAGACACCAUCCCUCAACAGAUGAACCAACAGAGUCUUAGUGGGACUGUACCUCAAAGCAGCUUUUCUAAACAAUUGCUUAGUAUAGGCCAGGAAAAACUUGACAGGGGGUUGGGUCAGAGCACUUUACCCCAACAGAUAACAAGUUUGGGCCAGGAAAUGUUCAACAGGGACAGUAAAAGAACCAUUCCUGUGCAGAUAACAAGUAUGGGCCAGCAACAUUUCAGCAGAGACUCCCGUCAAAGCAAUUUCCCUCAACAGAUGACAGGGUUGGGCCAGCAAAAUCUCAAACGGGAUGUGACUGAUGGCAACUUUUCUCGGCAUAUAUCAACUAUAAGCCAGCAAACUGUCAGCAGAGAAAUGCUUCCAAGCACCUUUCCACAACAGACAAGAACUGCAGAUCAGAACACUAUUUCCCAAAGGACGGAACCUUCAAGGCAGCAACGUUUUGUGGGACAUUCUUCUGAAAGGAGUAUUGGUGAUAUGAUUAGAAGUGUGAGAGAGCAAGAAUACACUCGGCAUCACACUCAUAGUGUUCAGCAAAUUGAAGUCCAGCAGGAUUUUAUGAGAAACUCAUCCCAAAGCACUGCUUCUCAGCAUAUCUCCGACAUGAGACAACUAAGUUGUCCCAGCACUGGAGUGCCCGUUGCUUGUCGUGGGCUCUACAGUGUCAGGAGUCCGCCUCACACAGCUGUUCAGAGCUACUUGGUUUCUGAGGCGAUGCAAAGUCCCUGGCCCCAGAGUCAGAGUGAGGUGUCUCCCUGUCUGACUCCUGAUCCAGAAUUGUUGAAGGCCCAGCUGAUAAAUCGUCUUCGUCAGUUUCAAGAUGGUCAGCUGACAGAUGACUCCAACAUUCUGACUCAGCUGGCUCAGCAGCUGCUGAAUGUACAGAGACAGGAAGAGCUGGAGAAGACUGAUUACACAUCACAACAGAUUGAUGUGUCCAGGGCAGGGAUCAAUCAGACACCAAGCAGCAUGGCAGACGUAAAGAUGACUACAGCUUGUGCAUCUGCCCACACAGAGCAGCCCUUGGGAUCAAAAGUGGACCAUUCAGUCAUUAGAGAAAAACUUCUGUUGAGGUUACAGACUGCUGGUAUAACCUCUGGCACAAUCAACAGCCUAGUGAAAGGGCUGAAAACAGUACAAGAAGAAGAAAAGAAGUCUACACAGUCAAUUGAUAGCCAUUCCAUGUGUGCUGUAGAUAAAUCAGAUUAUACCCAUGCCAAAGAGACAGAAAGUAAAUCUAGCAAGAUUUCCAGGAAUGUGAAGGCCAUCAGGUUUGAUAUUGCUAAAAUGAAGGUUCAGGAACAGAUGAAAGAAAAAAUCCAGCAGAUCAAACAGAAUCAGAUGGCUUUAAAAAUGAGCAGGAAGAGGGCGUUGGCAACGCAUCCUUUUACUUUUGUACCUGACCAGACAGCUAUAAAUGUGCCCCGGGGUAUCCUAAAGAAAACACAGUCCCAGCCAGAAGCAUCUAUGAGCGAGGCUGGGUGGACACCCCAGAGCACCAGCUACACUCAAACACAGACCCUGGAGUCCAGUUUACAGACCCUAACCCAACAACGCAGCAGAAACAUGGACCAACAAGAGAGCAGUAUUGUACCAGAAUUUAAGGUGCCGCUUUCUGCAAUGCAGAGAGGGAGAACGAGGAGCGAGCCUGGUAGAAAUUUUACUGGCCCAAUUGUAACAUCUAGGAUUGUGGGAGAACAACCAGGAAGUCGGCAAGCAGGCACACAAAUGCCAUUGAACUAUGGUCACAAGAGGAGGAGUACAAACUCUGGGAGAAAUUCCUUCUUCUCUUCUAGUUUAGUGGACUACCCAGAGUCACCAUGACCUCCAUCUACAUGUGAAAAACAGUGUUUUGUUGACCCCCCAAGUCCAGGUUGAUAUGACCAAUCAUAACAGUGUACAUUUUGGUGUGACAGCUGACCUGAUAGGUUGUCUUACAUCUGCAUUACCCUGUUGAGAUGGACUGACAGAACUGCAGCCCCCCAACCCCCCAACCCAUUGUAGGCAGCUGGAUGGGAUUCCCAUGAAUCAGGAUUCCACACAAACUGGGUUUACUACUUGCAGAUAAUUAUACAUGUACCUUGAUCUGCUUGUGACCCUGAGAGUCGUUUGGCUUAUCUGGAGGAAUUGUAUUGUCUCAGACAUUAUUGACCUAGGUUUCUCCUGAGGGCAGCUGCCAUGCGUUCCUCAGAGAACAUGGUGGUUUUGAUACAGUGAGUACAGAUGGCCUGGGUCACCAUGAAACCUGUUAAUGGUUGUUGACAUCAAGAUAACACACACUUGUCCAAAGCUCACAGGAAAUGCGUUUCGUGGCAACUGACCUUCUUCGGAGCCCAAAUGGAUUUGAUGAUGUGGCUAAAUGCCAAGGGACUUAUUAACGCACUGAGAAUGCACCAGGAACUUGGUCAUGUGACUACAUGAUUUAUUUCAUGAUGAUCCCGUUUGUUUCACAUGCAGUGAUAUGGUCAUCUCAGAAACACUUUUCCUGGAGAGAUUAUAAUUUUUGUAUUAUUAACAGAUAAUACAGAUAUUACAGUGUACAAGAAAUCUGUGGUGUGAUAAUUUCAAUGUACAUCAGUGGUGAAAAUGCCCAAUUAUCUGUCAUUAAAU